Messenger RNA from Scutellospora calospora, 354 nucleotides. Lineage: Eukaryota; Fungi; Glomeromycota; Glomeromycetes; Diversisporales; Gigasporaceae. The record is from the annotation of a GenBank genome assembly.
AUGAAUAGUACCUCUCUUGAGUGUAUGAGAGACAGAAAAAGACAAGAAAGAGUUGUGAAAAGUAAGAAUAAUGUGCAGAGGUUAGUAAGAUUAGGGUAUCAUGCAGAUAAACUGAAUUUGAAAAGAGACAAGUUGAACAAUUCCAAGAGAAAAAAGAAAAAGGCCAAGAGGAUUGAUAAGGCGGAAGCUAGAAUAUACAAAAAGAUUAAGAACCUAAGGAACGAACUUCAUCAAAAGAAAGAUCAAGUUCAGUAUCAUGAGAAGCAUGUUGACCUGGUUAUAUGGAUUAUUCCAACAGAAUCUGAUAUACAAAGCCAAAGAAAUCAGUCUAAAAGUUAUCAUCUAAGACAAGAU